AUGACAUCUCAAGUAGCUAUCGCCUUUACUCGUCCACCCUUUGAGGCUGGCGCGAAACCUUCUUUCUCCAUGGCGACGUUGAUGUCGAACAACGAGCCCAUCGCCGUCUCCAACUCGCUAUCUGCAAACUCUAUCACUAGCCCUGAACCCCUCUCUUUGUUUAAAUCCUCCAAACCUGAGAGUCUAAGCUCGAUUGCCAGCGCCGGCUUGCACGUCUCGCGAUCGAGAGACCAGCUUCCUCCUAUGACAAGCCCAACAUCAGUACCGGCGGAUCGGCCGGAGCAUGAGAAGGACGCUGAACGAAACAGUUCACAAGUGGCCCGGGAGGCUCUGGGUGCAAGCGAAAAGUCGCCAGGUGCCCCGAUUCAUGAGCAUUCAGUCCAUGCAUCCCCGGAGCAUAUGCAAAUCGACUCACACGCGACCGAAUCGCCGUCGGACCCUUACGGAUCAAACGAUCAUCACCACAACUCACUAAUGCACACCUCGACUGUGGCCAGCCCUGGUCCUAUUGAGGAAUCCACUUCUCAGGAUGGAGAUCGACGGUCGCGCGAUGACUCCGAGAUCGACCACGAUGGCAAAGCAUUCUCAUAUCCGAUGCCUACGGGUAAUAUUAACGACCCGCGUCGCGGACUGAGCCUACCAAACGCAGGCUACAACCGAGGUAGCCCUCGCUCUCCAUCGGCAAAGAAACACCGCUGCCCAUACUGCGCAACCGAAUUUACGCGGCAACAUAAUCUCAAGAGCCAUCUGCUCACUCACAGUCAGGAAAAGCCUUUCGUUUGUCAAACUUGCCAGUCGCGUUUCCGAAGACUACACGAUUUAAAGCGUCACACAAAGCUGCACACCGGCGAGCGGCCACACAUCUGUCCUAAAUGUGGACGUCGUUUCGCUCGAGGUGAUGCGCUUGCUCGACACAAUAAAGGACAGGGAGGCUGCGCGGGUCGACGCGCGAGUAUGGGCAGCUUUGCGGCAGAUGACGAGUAUGGCGAUGGUGCGCCCGGGGGCCACGACGACAUGGAUGGGUUGAUGUACACAGCAGAGCCUGAGCGCAUGGACGAAGAAGACGAGCGACGAAUGACCAUGCCGAGCAUCCGCAAGCACGAGGCAGAUACAGUUGCUCGGUCUGAUUCAAUCCACUCACGCCAGUCUAACACCUACCCGCCAAUUGCCGCUGGUCGUCCCAGCCACCUUUUCCCACCCCCGGCGAACCAUGGUGGAUCAGGCGUGUCAACAUCGGCUUCGCAGUCUACACACAUGACUUUCCCGCCUGCGGGACUUACCUCGAGCUCUUCUAUGUUCCCUUCCAACAAUAUUAGUGACAGCCCCAAACCGCUGUCCCCGAACGCUCUCUCAUCGCAACACGAUGGCGCACCGUCACACCGCGCACACUCUCCUGGUACCAGUAUGGGACAGUCCUUGCCACACCCGCAAUCCUCUUUUGGACGAGCGAAUCAAUCUUCAAAUCAUGCACCACCUACACUAGGCUUGCCCCUGCCACAGCCAGGCGCGCCCCAGCUGCCUCCGCCGCCGGGUAUGACCUCCCCGGAUGCUCGAUUUGGCAUGCAAGCUGCAAAUAAACAUACUCCUUCGCACAGCCACUCCAGUACGCACAGUUUAUCUCAUCUCAAGGGCUUCGAUGGGCCAGAUGCCAAUUCCAAUGACGCCAGCCAAAUCGAUAAGCUUUGGGCGUACGUGCGGACAAUGCACGACGAGUUGACAGGCUUGCGCACUGAAGUUGCCGCCUUGCGGGCGCACGUUGCGUCGUCCAAUUCAGUACCCCCGGCUUCGGUGGAAGUAAACUUGAAUAAUGCCGGACCACGGUAA
Messenger RNA from Penicillium crustosum, 1824 nucleotides. RefSeq names its product C2H2 zinc finger protein. The record is from RefSeq and is a predicted model, not a curated record. Lineage: Eukaryota; Fungi; Ascomycota; Eurotiomycetes; Eurotiales; Aspergillaceae. Gene Ontology annotation, molecular function: DNA-binding transcription factor activity, RNA polymerase II-specific; RNA polymerase II cis-regulatory region sequence-specific DNA binding. The transcript has a single exon. Gene Ontology annotation, biological process: regulation of transcription by RNA polymerase II. Gene Ontology annotation, cellular component: nucleus. The coding region runs from base 1 to 1824 and encodes 607 amino acids.